GACGUUUAAACUGCCUCCAGGAAAGGCGGUUAGUUACCACAUGCCGACAACUUCGAGUCAGCAUACCAUAUGCAUGGCCUCCAAGACGAAUGCAAUCAUUCCUCCUGUCGCCGUUGCAACUGGCAGAGUGACACGAACAGCCUCAUUCGUUAUGCUACUACCGCCUGAAGAGCCCGAGAGAGGCUGCUCCCAAGCUGACAUUGGCAGAAAAUAUGGCGUUUGCAAACCAACACAACACAAUGAAGGUCCACGGAAAGUCCCUACGCAUGCGCACGUACCCCCAACGCGCUCUGUCACGUGGCGUGAGAACCUGCAAAGGAACUCUUCUGUUGGCAACAUUCUAAUGCCCGACUUCCUGUUUACUUCGUUGACGUCACCGAGCUUUUUCCUUUCUUGCGUCUUGCCGAAAAGCAAGGACUUUGCUUGUGUCGUUACAGGAAAUCAGAAAAUGGUGGUGUUGGUGAGGAGUCCGUUGUCCUCGGAGCUGCAAUGUCUGAUGUUGCCGGCUGAAGACUGGUCGGUUGGGGAUUUUCUCCGUUCCUGGUGCCAAGCGCAGGGGCUUCCUCAAGAUCACUUUUAUGUAAAGUGUAAUGGUCGAUGUAUUAAUUCUGGAGGUGUACUACAAGAUGGAGCUCUUUACAGCGUGGAACCAAGAUUAUGUGGUGGAAAAGGAGGUUUUGGAUCUAUGCUCCGAGCGCUUGGCGCUCAAAUUGAGAAGACAACAAACCGAGAGGCUUGCAGAGAUCUCAGUGGAAGGAGACUUCGAGAUGUUAACCAUGAAAAAGCGAUGGCCGAAUGGGUGAAACAACAAGCAGAACGGGAAGCAGACAAGGAACAAAGGCGUUUAGAAAGACUGAAGCGCAAAUUGGUGGAACCGAAGCAUUUUUUUACUAACCCGGAUUACCAGCAGCAGUGCCAUGAAAUGGCAGAGAGACUUGAAGAUUCUGUCUUGAAAGGUAUGCAAGCUUCUUCCAGCACGGUGGUUUCCCCAGAAAGCAGUGAGAGUCGAAAAGGGGUGGCUGAUUCUGGAACCGGACCACCAUCAGAGAAGAAAAGAUGUUUAUGGUUAGGUAUAGAAGGGGUGGACGAUCCUAACAGUUCAGAGGAUAGUAGCGAUGAAGAUGAAUCUCCUGGGACGUCAGGAAGAUGCUCCACGUCACCUGGCAGCCAUAUCAGUGUGACUGACAAUUUAAAUGAGUUUCCCAGGAUUUCAGAGGACUCUGUAAAUUGCAGUUCAGGCUCUGAUGAGAAGUCAGAAGAUCAAACAGAGAAUGCUAAAAAAGAUCUACUAGAAGAUCCAACUUCCAGUAAAAUUGUAGCCAAUGAGAAACAGAAAACAGCACAGAUUCUGAAAGAAGAAAAGCAUACAAAUGCCUCGUGUAGUGAAAAAGCUGCAAGUCAGCUUCAACAUGCAGAUACUGCAAGAAUCAAUCUGAUGGAAUUCAAUUCUGUUGCGGAACUGGAAGCCAUAGGACUAGACAAACUAAAGUUUGAACUAUUGGCCUUGGGACUAAAAUGUGGAGGUACUUUACAGGAAAGAGCAGAACGACUUUUUUCAGUGAGAGGUUUGGCUAGAGAUCAAAUUGAUCCUGCUUUGUUUGCUAAGCCUUCCAAAGGGAAGAAAAAAUAAAAAUGGCAGUAUGGUUUGUUUUUAUACACCAGGUUUUACAACAUUUCCCUUUUUCUGCUGCUUUAUAAAAUAUUAUCUUUCAAAAGCCAAUGAAAUGUAGGUUUGUAUAUUCCUUAAUGCUUUAAGAAUAACUUUUGUGAUAAUGUGAAAGUUGGUGGACAUCUAUUUUUUUCAAUUUGUUAGUGUUCAGUGAAAGACUAGUAUAUUUUAUAUUCAUGUUUAAGUGACAAACGGAACAGUGUACAUUCAUUGAAAAAGUCAAAAUAUUUUAUGAAGAACAUUUUUGCAAGGCUUAAAAAUUAAUAAAUUGUAAUUGUGUUUGAUAAAAAUUAAAUACAAUAUUUUAAUACAGAUAAUCAGAAUCAAACAUGGACACUGUUGAAUGUAUUCCAAUCAAGAAUUAACUUUGUAACUGCUACAAGAAUUCAGAUGAACAGGAAAGAGUGAUUGCUAUCAGUCUGGUCAAUUGCCCAUCAGGCAGCUUCUAUAGUAAUAACAUUCAGACCUUGAAAGUUCAGGCCUUUUUAAACUGUCAAAACUGGAUUGUUCUUUUAAUAAACUAAAUUGGAAUUAUAUAUAAGCCCUUCUGUUUUUGUCAAAUGUUAAUUAGUUUGCUCAUAACAAAGACUGGGCGCUUUUUGAAUUAUCCAAGGGUUGAUUUGCUCAUAACCAUAUAAAUGUGGAUUGAAUUCAGAUAAAAAUAUAUAAACAUCUCUCUUCUAUUAUCUGGUACCAUAUCUAAAAACCAAAACAAUGCAAUUAAAGGUCUUAAAAUAAAACUAGGGAUAUCCAAGUUCAUAUCCCCCUUUGAUGCUGACUUCAGACCAGUCGCUCACUAUAAGCCCAAAGUAU
Messenger RNA from Pseudonaja textilis, 2482 nucleotides. The record is from RefSeq and is a predicted model, not a curated record. NCBI's taxonomy places the organism in Eukaryota, Metazoa, Chordata, Lepidosauria, Squamata, Elapidae.